AUGGCCUCGGAGGAAGACGCUGCUCUGCUGGUCCUCAUCUACCAGCACCUGAAGGUGAACGGGUACCUGAAAGCCGCCAAGGUCCUGGAGAAACACGUCUCUCAGGUGGAGAUGCCAGAGGAAAGCUCCAACCUACAUGAUAUCUACACAGGAUGGAUGAAGUUGUGUUCUUUGGCUCAUCAUGCCAAGCAGGAGACGGACGACUCCAGCAGCUUGAAGAAGGAAAGCAUCAAACCAGAACCAGCCACCAGCGAAGAAGAGGAGGCUGCAGACACCGAGAUGUCCACCAGGACGGGAGAGGACGAUAAGGAGGAGGCCAAACCUCCUCUUGAACCAAAGGCAGAUGUUGUCGAGUCCUUGAACUCAAAGACGGAGUCUGAGGUCGUCUCUGAGCCGGACGCUGCCAACAAAGAGAAGACGACAAACUCGGACGGCGAGAGCUCCACCUCCUCCGACAUCCUUCGGCUCCUGCUGAAGUGUCCACCGAGACUCCAAACGAAGCAGAGACCUCCAGCUCGGCCCCUCCUGACCCCCCUCCGGUCGAUCCCAGACCACCGGCCUCUGACGGGGCUGACGAAGAAGAACCUCCGGCCCCUGAUCCAGACGACGGCCUCAGACGGGGAGCGAGAGCUGAGGCAGGAGCCACAGGUCGACAUGAGCGUCUCAGAAGAAGCGGCUACGUCGGAUCAAACAGCUUUUCCCACUGAGUCCUCAGCAGAGGAAGGAGGCGCGGCGGCAGAGGAGCCCGGUCAGGACGAGGACGAGUCGUCCGCCCCAGACCUGGAAGACGAGGAGACCAAUGAGAAGCUGGAGGAGAGUGAAGCCCCGCCCCCUGCAGAUCCCGACUGUGAAUCUGAAAAUCCAAAAGAGGAUGAUGAUGAUGAGGAAGUGGAGAGGACGAAGGAAAGCGACUCGACACCUGAAGUGAAGCCUGACGACCAAAAUGAAGAAGCUGAGCUUCAGUCAGAGGAUCCAGAAGUUUCCAUCAUCCUCAACAUCCGAGACACAGACGGCGAAGCAGCUGAGCAGGAAACCGUAGCGCUGCUCUCAGAGGACGCGGCCGAGUCCUGCAAAAGUCCCAAGAAAAAGAAAAAGAAGAACAAAAAGGACGCGGAGACGCUCGCUGCAGACACAUCGAUCACAGAGACGCCGAGCACUGACGCGUCCACCGUAGAUACGCUGAGUGACACUCCUCUUAGCAACAAGUCAGCCAGAAAGAAAAGGAAAGACAGAAAGAGACACGAGGAGGUGAAAGAGGAGGAGGACGAUCAGAGGAAAGAGGAGGAGGAGGAGGAGGAGGAGGACGGGGUGUCUCAAGAAGAUCCACCAGAGAAGAAGAGGAAGGCUAAGAAGAGGAGAAAGGAGCGAGAGGAGGUGGAAGAGAAGGAGGAGGAAACUCCAGUCAGUCCUACAGAAAACAAAAUUAAAAAGAAGAAGAAGAAGCUUAAAGAUGUGGAAGAAGAGCAGAGCGAGGCAGGAGGAGAAGGAGGAGAAGUGGUGGAGGAGCAGGAGGAGGAGAAUCCAGCAGAGAUAACAGAGGAGAAAAAGAAGAAGAAGAGAAAGAGGAAGCGGGAAGAACAGGAAGAAGAGGAGCCGCAGUCUGAAAAAGGACCAGCAGAGGGCGACGGAUUCACAGAAGAGCCGACGGAGACCGUGGGUCAGGAAGAGAACGACAACUCUUCUCCGACGUCCUCGGCCAAAAAGAAAAACCGACUCAGAAAGAAGCUGAGCCUGAAGAAGAGACUGAUGAUGAGGAAGAUGAAGGUCGGCCCUGCAGGACAGAACCUCACAAAGAGAAAGAAACACAAACAAAUCCCAGAGGAGACGCCUCAGUCGAAGCCGAGCAAAAGAGCCCACGCUGACCAGGACCAGGAGGACCAAACACCAAAGAAGAAGAAGAAGAAAAGGACAAAAACCAACACUGAGCACGAGGAGAACUCGUCAAAGGAAAACCAGCCUCCCAGGACAAAGAAGCUGAAGGCUGAGGAUCAAAGCGCCAACGAGCCGAGCGCUGAGCUGCCGCCCGACGCCGACUCGUCUACGCUCUCAAAGGAGAAGAAGAAGAAAAAGAAAACGAAGACGUCGACGGGCGAAGAGAGAACGGAGAAUUCAGCUCCUGUCGCUGAGAGUCAGGACCAACCUGCCAAGAAAAAGAAGAAGAACCGAUUAAAGGAGAAACUGGAGGAGACGGAGCCGGAUGCAGAUGUUCUCCCUCCUCCAGCUGUUUCCAUGAAAAAGAAGAAAUCCUCCAAAAAGAAGAAGAAUUGAUUAAAUCCUGUGUUUCCUCUGGUCGGAUGGAAGAGGAGGAUUAUCGCACCUGAAAAAGUUAUCAGACGUAACAAACAGAUUUGAGGGAUUAUCUCACAUUAGAUUUAGUUUCUUCUUCUUUUCUCUGACACUGUGAAUACAACAACAAAAAAAAAAACCUGCUACUGCUGUGGUUUGUUUACAAGUUUAAACCUCGUCAGUAGAUUAAGCUUCAACAUUUAUAACUGGAAGCUCGGCUCAUUAAAGCUCCAUUAAACUGAUUGUUUCUUUAACUGGAUGUUGUUUGGAGCUGAUUAAAAUACAAAAACAGCAAUUUUCUAAGUUCAUUUUGCAAACAAGCCAAAAAAAAAAAACAAAACAUGUGAGUGAAGGUGGAACCUGAUGAUUAAUAGGUGUCAAUACGCGCACAUGAUUAUUUCUACCACACAGCGGCUCAGUCCUGCUGUAAACUGCCUUAAAAGUGAUCAAACCUAUGAUUAUAUAUAUAUAUAAUCUCAACAGUGAAUGGCUGCGUUUACAUGGACACUAAUGAUCAAUAUUAAAAUAUAACCUCAUAAUUUCUCUCUGGUUGAAGUUGAUCUAUUAUUCUAAACAUUUCUAAAGUUUCCAGGAGGAACAGUGACGACAUAGAGGAAGAAAAACAACCAGUGUUUGAAAAGAGGAAUGAAAUGGAUGUGAAAUCUCGUCCGUGUAAACGCAGCCGAUGUCGCGUGACUGUUAUUAGGGCUGUGAACCAAACCUCAGCUGGUUUAACUUCUGUUUAGCUUUAAAAGAACAAACUGUGAUAGUUUAGUGUUUGUCAUUAAUGUCUUUAGCUGACAAACCUUUCUCUCUUUCUUUUUUUUUUUUCCUCCUGGUUUAAAGGUAGAAAAUAUAGUUUUAUUUUUAGUUUAGUUUUGGGGACGUGCUUCAUGUCAAACUCUUCUUCUUCUUCUUUGGUAAAGCUGUGAGGUUCUAGUUUGUUUUGAACCAUUAACUGUGAACCUGAUCACAUUGUUACUUAAAUUCUGUUUCUAGUGACCAGCACAUUUACACGUUUGUUUUUGUUUUUUGUUAUUUUCUUAUUGUUACUGUUGUGCUGCGUUCAUGUUCACUAUUAAAGUUUGUGGAAAACUCUGAA
Messenger RNA from Mugil cephalus (flathead mullet), 3388 nucleotides. Its product is annotated as ABC transporter F family member 4-like. The transcript has 16 exons. Gene Ontology annotation, molecular function: protein binding. NCBI's taxonomy places the organism in Eukaryota, Metazoa, Chordata, Actinopteri, Mugiliformes, Mugilidae. The record is from RefSeq and is a predicted model, not a curated record. The coding region runs from base 1 to 2268 and encodes 755 amino acids.